AUGGAUUUGUUCAACUCUACAAGUAUCGACGAAAAUUCUAGUGAAGAAGAUUCUCAAGUUCGUCAUAAUUUUCUCGAAGACACAACGAGGCCUACAAUAUCAGAUCCUGGUGAGGCGUUAUUUAUGAUGGUAGUACGCAAUCAAUUUAGAGUAGCUAAAUUUAUGCAAGAUUAUCAUGGGAGUACACAAAGAAGAAGAACAAUUACCAGAGAUCGUGUAGCUGGACACACUCGACUUGUCAAUGAUUAUUUCUGUGUUGAGCCGAUGUAUACUGAUGAUAUGUUCCGAAGACGAUUCCGAAUGAGAAAAGAAUUAUUUUUGCGUAUAGUCACUGAUUUGGAAAAUCAUCCUAGUGGAUUUUUUAAAUGGAGGGAAGAUGCAGCAAGGAGAAAAGGUCUGUCGCCGCUUCAAAAAUGCACGGCAGCUAUCCGUCAACUGGCAUAUGGAGGUUCUGCCGACCAAUUUGACGAGUACUUGCGAAUGGGUGAAACAACUGCCCUCGAAUGCUUGUCCAACUUUUGCCAAUGCGUGAUACAAAUAUAUGGAGGUGAGUACUUAAGAAAACCCAAUGCAACUGACAUCACUCGUUUGCUUGAAAUGCAUGAACAAAAGCAUGGUUUCCCUGGGAUGUUAGGAAGUCUUGAUUGCAUGCAUUGGGCCUGGAAAAAUUGCCCGGUUGCGUGGAGGGCACAGUACACGCGAGGCGAUCAUGGCUAUCCAACAAUUGUACUUGAGGCAGUCGCAUCUGUCGAUUUGUGGAUAUGGCAUGCAUUUUUUGGAGUUGCUGGAUCUCGUAAUGACAUCAAUAUGCUUAAUGAGUCACCUAUUUUUAAUGAUGUUUUGAAAGGAAAUGCACCGGAAGUUAAUUUUAUUGUGAACGGUACACAAUAUACAAAAGGGUAUUACCUAACAGAUGGUAUAUAUCCGGAAUGGGCCACUUUCGUCAAGAGUUUUUCCUGCCCUCAGGAUCCGAAAAGAAUUAAAUUUAAGGAAAGACAAGAAGCUGCAAGAAAAGAUGUCGAGCGGGCAUUUGGGGUACUCCAAGCUCGUUGGGCAAUUAUAAGAGGUCUAGGGCGACAUUAG
Zingiber officinale is the source of this 1083-nucleotide messenger RNA. RefSeq lists its product as uncharacterized. The record is from RefSeq and is a predicted model, not a curated record. Lineage: Eukaryota; Viridiplantae; Streptophyta; Magnoliopsida; Zingiberales; Zingiberaceae. The transcript has a single exon. The coding region runs from base 1 to 1083 and encodes 360 amino acids.